This is a messenger RNA of Miniopterus natalensis, 4246 nucleotides long. RefSeq names its product SLX4 interacting protein (gene SLX4IP). Lineage: Eukaryota; Metazoa; Chordata; Mammalia; Chiroptera; Miniopteridae. The record is from RefSeq and is a predicted model, not a curated record.
UGGUGUGUCUGGGCGGCGGCGGCGGCGUUCCCGGCCCGGGACGGGGAACGUGACCGAACCUGAAGCGGCAGAGCUUGCGAAGGUUGGCGCCAGAGCCCGCUGCCUCUCUAGUCUGAGUGUCCACAACCAGACCCUACUUCCCGAGUGACCCGGGACAGUAACAAAACAAAUAAAAGCCCGCACCCAACCCCCGCCUCCAGCCUAGGUAUCUAAUAACUUUGGAAUCAGUAAGCCAUGGCAUCAAAGAAAUUUGCUAUUAAAUGCGGGGAUUUUGCUGUCCUGGUGGAUCUUCACGUAUCACCGCAAGGUUCAAACAAAGAUACCAGCUGGUUUUCUGAACAGAACAAAGAGGAAGUCUGUUUACUGUUAAAAGAAACCAUUAAUUCAAGAGUUAAGGAGUACUUGGAAGUUCGUAAACAGCACAGGCCAUCAAAUUCAGAAUUCACAAGAUCCAGUCCCUUGUCCUUAAAAGGUUAUGGCUUUCAAAUCACAGCCUAUUUCCUCAAGAGAGGAAUACGCCUUCGCUGUUUCGGAGGUUCACAGAGUCCUGAACUUCGCGUAUUCCCUGACAGAUUUGUAGUCUGUGUAAGUCAGCUUGCACUCACUUGUGAUCUUUCAAGGCAGGAUGAAUUGACGGAAAGAGCUCUUCGCGGAGCAUCUGAUUAUUUUGCUGAGUGUGCAGUGAGUCCACUUCCUCCCAGUGCAAAGCUCAAGAGAAACACUCUGAAAGAAAUUAUGAAAAGAGCUGAAACAAAAAGCAGCAUCAUGAGCAAAUCGAAGAGCAGUAGGGACAUUGUGGGAACAUCGAGUGACUCAGUGAUUGCAGAGUUGGCAGUGAAAAACAGUGACCGUCAGGCUUCAUCCAGUGCCCCUUCGGAGUCCCCGGGGCAAGCAAAAGAUUACAUACAGGCAGCUGAGAGCCAUCGGGGGCUUUCUGUUCAAAAGCUGGAAAAUGUUCAUCAGGCGCAGCCAGAAGACACCAGCAGCCAGCAAAAACCUCAUCCUGGGGAGUGGUUAGAGACAGGGCCUCUAAGCGGGAGCCCUGUCUGGAGCUGUGAGUCAGCAUCACCAGGUCCAAAACAAAGUCCACGAGGGGCCAGAACACAGCAGAGACGCAGGAACCGCGGCUCUGCGCAGGGCUCCGACCACCACAGGAGAGUUUCUCUUGGAAGUGAUCGAUUCGUCCCCAGAGAAAUAAGAGUGGAAAAAAGCAAAGCUGUCAGGGUUCUGCCAACUUUGGAGCUGUCAGAUCCGGGGUUACUUUUGAAACAAGAUUUGGCAAAAACCACGUCUAAUGAAGAGUUGCAUGUUUUGGAAAAUCUCUCCUCCAGACAUCUUAUGAAAACUAAGCCAGGGAAGGCAGAGCAGACUGGCUCAGCCACAAACACUGAAAGAUUAGCUACAACCCAGGGCAGCCCAACCAAGAAAAGGAAGAAGUACGAAAGAGCCACUGACUGACGAGGACUGCAGUGCUGCGGUUGAGGGAUGUAGUGGCCAGGCUGCGAAAAAUGAGAAGUGUGUAUAGAUGCUGUGAUUUCAAAGGAAUUCGAAUGACUUUUUUAAGUAGAAAAAUGUAUGUCUGUGCUAGGGUUAGUUUUCAGAGCAGUCACUUCAGGAGCCUCCGUGCUUGUUCUAACAACAGUGCUGCCUUCUCGUCAAACUGUGUAAAAUUAUUUUAAUAGAAAUUUAUUUUAAUGCUAAACAUCCAUUCCCUUUGUCAGGGACGACACCAUUGCUGAAGAAGUGCAUGAAGACACCAGUGUGUGUCUCUGGGGCACGUGCUGUGCAGAUCAUGGAAGGGGCAAUCAAGACAGUGCCACAGGGCUGCAGUUCACUUCUGGGGGUUCAGUUUACCCUCCUGCUCCGUGGCUGAAGAGGGCAGCAUCGAAGGAGCAGGCUAGUGGUUCUCAGCAUCCAGUGCUGCACCAGCAUCACUGUCAGAAAAUGUGUUAGAAACGCAGAGCGUGGACCCUGUCCCAGACACAUGGAGUAAGAAACUGGGUGAUUCUGAAACAUGCUCAAGUUUGAGGCCCACCAUGCUAAUUGGAGACUGCCUGGUGUUUAUUUCCACCAGCCUGGCUACUAUGGCUCCCGCUUAUCAGCUGGGGCUACAUGUGGACACAUACACCCUUGUGCUCCCUCAUACUUGUAAAGCACCUGAAUUCAGUGUAUGAGUCACUGUUCCUAGGUUCUUAAGUAUGGCAGCCAUAGCACCCAGACAGCUAUUACUUACCCUAAGAAUUGCAAGACCUUCCACAGAUAAUUUGGCCCAGCACUAGAAGACACAGCAGAGGCUUGUUCUUGCUUGUCGCUCAGGCCUACCCCUGUCCCUACCUCUUGAGAUUUGGGUUAGGUUCAGGACUGACUAGAACCCACAGGGAACUCAGUGGCCAGAGUUUCCUGUUUCCCGUUUGGAAGACUUCACAGACAGCUUAAAUUUCAAAACAGGAGUCUUAGAUUUUUAGUCUUACCCACUAAUGUCUCCAGUGGGCUUGCUGAAAUGUCUUACAGUGAAUCAUUGCAAUAACUUAUUUUGGAUGGACACCUAACUAAAGAUUUCCUUAACUCCAUUUCAUUCUAAAAUAGGGAAAAAAAUCAUCUUUAAAGGCCACCCAUCAAUUUUAUCUUUUUUUUUUCUGUUCAACAUUGGGUGGUCCUUUGAAGUAGCACCUCCUUAGUAACAAGGAAAAUCAGUAUAUUCCUGAAAGUGGAGUGAGCAGAAAAAUAACCCAGAAAAAGUCCAAUAAAAUAUAAGAAUAUGGAAACAGAUAGUGUAAGUUCAUGCUUAAGACUAACUAGAGGUUUCUCCCAGCUCAUUCUCUUCUUCCCAUGUCUUCUUCCCUGGCUUGUAUGGUAAGGUAAGACUCAUUAAGAAGCAACCAUAUUUCAUAGCAGCAUUUUAGGUCAUGAAGUUCAGUCUUGGUUACUACACCUGUCCAUGGAUAUAGAUGUUCUUCCUUUGAUGUUCCAAACCCUGCCUGGAAAUCUGUCCCCAUCCUGUGAUCCCAGUCCCCAUCCUGUGAUCCCAGCCUCCCCACCCCCCCACUAGAAGUAUGGCCCUGCCCAUUGGGAUCUUUUCCUCUUCCCUCCUAGUUUAUUUCCUCCCCAACUGUUCCUAGUCAAAGCACUCUAGAAGAGGGAGCCCGACAGAAUGCUCACCGCAGCGAGCAGAUUCCACCCAUCCAGCAGGGGGGCACUAGACGCAGUGCAAACCUGAGGAAGUGCUAGAACAUGAUUUCUGUGGCCCAUUGUCGGCCUCUCUCUUAGAGGUCAGUACACUAGGUCUGCUCUUCACUGAAGACAAGACCACAGUGUGGCAUUGAGUCCUCUUAAACAGAAACAACUAUUGGAACCGUUUAAAUGGGGGGCACAAGUAAGCCAGGAAACAGUAAGCUCACUGGAAGGGUUUAGAAUAAAGACAGCCAUUCCAGAGCAAUAGCUAUAGAACUAGAAGGAGAUGUUUGAGCUGGAGGCACCAGAGAAAUUUUUUAUUGAGAAGUUUUUAUUUCAUUGGUUAACUUGGGCCUGAUGGUUAAAUUCGAUUCUUAUACUUCUAAUGAUUUUCUUUCAAGAAAAGUCUUGGCUUUAGAGUUUGGUGUAUUUGUGCAAAUAACAGUUACUGUGAUUAAGAGAGAAAAUAGUACCAUUGGUUGCAGCUUGAUGGGGUCUUUCUCAUAGACAUCAUGUACACGGAUUUUAACAGGAUUAACGCGCCAGCAGCUCUCCGCUUCCGCACCACGGCAUGUGGUUGAGGAAUUCUGCUUCUGAGCAUUUUCCUUCCACAUGUCUGAAACACCCCUGGGUCUUUGUUACUUGAGUGGUUAUGUCAUUCUUUGGAUAUUUGUAAGUACAAAAGGGAAAAUGGCUACUAGCUUUUUUGUUUAUUAGGUGGGAGAUGAGUUCUCUACUGUUGGGAGUGGUCUGUAUUCUGAUAUUUUUAAUAAUGUUAGUAAUUAAGCAACUGAAAAUCUGAGACCCUGUCAGUGUACUUAGUCAAAAAGGAGCAAGUUCUUCAACCACUUACUUAAUAACCCAAAUUAAAUGUAUAUAUAUUCAAGUCCCUAUAACUCUGAUGCUCAGAAGAAAUGUAGAUCCAAUUUGAUUGAUGUUACGACUUUGAACUCCCUAACUUUCUCAGUGUCUUGACUUCUAGGUCACCUCCAUGUGCUUUCAAAUGACUUUUUAAUAGAUUGGUGUUGGGUUUUUCCUUGUUUUGUUAUGUUGUGUGUGUGCGUGUCUUUUUAUG